AAGUGGUGGCUUGGGGAGCGUGCACCUGAGUCGGUGGUGCAGUGCCCUGGACCCUUGCCAUGGAGGGGUCUAACGAGCCGGUCCUGGAUGCUACGGCCAAGGUCACCAACCAGCCUGUAGAUUUUCAGUGGAAACUGGGUAUGGCUGUGAGCUCAGACAGUUGCAGAUCACUUAAGUAUCCUUAUGUUGCAGUGAUGCUAAAAGUGGCAGAUCAUUCAGGCCAAGUAAAGACCAAGUCUUUUGAAAUGACAACUCCACAGUUUCCGGUUGAAGAGAAGGAAGACAGAAUAUGUUUGAUCCCUUUCUUAUCUGAAUUUGAAAAAAGAAGAUGACUUCUACAGGAGAACUAUCAGACUAGCUCAAUUUUUAAAUGAAAGAAAAAUAAGCUUCUACCAUUUAAGCCAUUGUCAAUGUUGGGUCUCUCAUAUUGCAAUUGAAUCCAUAUCUGAAACAAAACAGCCCCUAUCACCCUGAAAUGCAGUCUUUCACUAGAUGUAAAGUGAUUUGAGGCCUGGGAACCAACCUGUCAUUUUUUGUUAUUUUAAUCUUCAGUGUCUAAGACAGUGCUGGCUAGU
Myotis daubentonii (Daubenton's bat) is the source of this 575-nucleotide messenger RNA. RefSeq names its product COMM domain-containing protein 6-like. The transcript has a single exon. The coding region runs from base 60 to 332 and encodes 90 amino acids. Lineage: Eukaryota; Metazoa; Chordata; Mammalia; Chiroptera; Vespertilionidae. The record is from RefSeq and is a predicted model, not a curated record.